Gymnogyps californianus (California condor) is the source of this 2464-nucleotide messenger RNA. Its product is annotated as cytosolic purine 5'-nucleotidase-like. The transcript is spliced from 18 exons. Bases 1 to 1596 code for a protein of 531 amino acids. Gene Ontology annotation, molecular function: 5'-nucleotidase activity. NCBI's taxonomy places the organism in Eukaryota, Metazoa, Chordata, Aves, Accipitriformes, Cathartidae. The record is from RefSeq and is a predicted model, not a curated record.
AUGGGCAGCGAGGGGGAGCGGGGCCCGGCGGCGGCCCCAGGCCCCGGGCAGGGCGACCCGCGGGCGCUGCGGAGGGACUGCCAGCACCGAAUCUUCGUCAACCGGAGCCUGGCGCUAGAGAAGAUCAAGUGCUUCGGCUUCGACAUGGACUACACCUUGGCUAUGUACAAGUCCCCCGACUACGAGGAGCUGGCCUUCGCCCUGCUGCUGGAGCACCUCGUCUCCAUCGGGUACCCCCACGAGAUCCUCGCCUACAAGUACGACCCCACCUUCCCCACACGGGGGCUGGUGUUCGAUGCCCUGUAUGGGAACCUGCUGAAGGUGGACUCCCAUGGGAACCUGCUGGUCUGCGCCCACGGCUUCCGCUUCCUCAAGGGGGCCGAAAUCCUCCACUAUUACCCCAACAAGUUCAUCCAGCGGGAUGACAUGAAGCGCUUCCACAUCCUCAACACCCUCUUCAAUCUCACGGAGGCCCACCUCUACGCCUGUCUCGUGGACUUCUUCACCAACUGCUCCAGAUACGUCAACUGCGACACCGGCUACAAGCAUGGGAACCUCUUCAUGUCCUUCCGCAGCAUGUUCCAGGACGUGCGCGAGGCCAUGGACCACGUCCACCUCUCGGGCUGCCUGAAGGAGAAGACUCUGGAGAACCUGGAGAAAUACGUGGUGAAGGACCCCCGGGUGCCGCUGCUGCUGAGCCGCAUGAAGGAGGUGGGGAAGGUCUUUCUGGCCACCAACAGCGACUACAACUACACCGAUGCCAUCAUGUCCUACCUGUUCGACUUCAGCGAUGGGGACAAGGCCGACACCCCGCAGCGCCCCUGGCGAUCCUAUUUCGACCUCAUCGUGGUGGACACCCGCAAGCCACUCUUCUUCGCCGAGGGCACCGUCCUGCGCCAAGUCAACACGGACACGGGGAAGCUGCGCAUCGGGACGUACACCGGCCCGCUCCAGCACUGCGCCGUCUACUCCGGCGGCUCCUCGGACGUGGUGUGUGACCUGCUGGGUGUGAAGGGCAAAGACAUCCUCUACAUGGGGGACCACAUCUUCGGGGACAUCCUCAAGUCCAAGAAGCGGCAGGGCUGGCGCACCUUCCUGGUGGUGCCCGAGCUGGCCCGCGAGCUGCAGGUCUGGACGGAGAAGAGCGAGCUGUUUGAAGAGCUGCGGAGCCUGGACCUUUUCUUGGCAGAGCUGUACCAGCACUUGGACAGCGGCAGCAGCGAGCGCCCAGACAUCAGCUCCAUCAAGCGUCGGAUCCAGAAAGUCACGCACGAGAUGGACAUGUGCUACGGGAAGAUGGGCAGCCUCUUCCGCUGCGGCUCACGCCAGACGCUCUUCGCCAACCAGCUGAUGCGCUACGCAGACCUCUACGCCGCCUCCUUCAUCAACUUCCUCUACUACCCCUUCAGCUACCUCUUCCGGGCACCCCCAGUCCUGAUGGCACACGAGUCGACGGUGGAGCACAGCCGCCUGGACGUGGGGGAGGCAGGCACAGCCCUGGCACCCUGGCUGGCCCGGCACGGCCACCCCGGCCAGCAGGUUGCUGGGGUCCCCCAGGACUCCAGCGGGGAGGAGGAGGGUGACGGAGAAGCCUGAGCCCACCCCAGUGCCGACGGCUGCCGAGCUGGCAGGUGCCAGCCCCCAGGGAGGACAUUCGGUGGCCCCGGCCCACUUGCGCUGCCGGCUGGGAGACCAAAACCACCCGUGGUCAGCCACCACCUCUGGUAGCCACAGGACAGCUGGUGGCCCUGGCCCGUGCCCCAUGUCACGCCUCUCCCCUGCGCCAGGAGCAGGGCCCCCCCCAGAGCCCAGGGGCUGCCCGGUGCCCCCACCUUCACUCAUGGCCCCCGUGCCCCAGCAUCAGCUGCUUCUCCCGGCCAGCUCAAUGCCAGUCUGGGGCUGCCCAAACCGGGGAGAGCCGAUGGCAACUCCGGCUGUCGCUGGAAACCUGCUUUGGCAGCUCCUGCCCCUCCAGCUUCGGUGCCCGGCUCUGGGCACCGUGGCGCUGGGGCCCGGCUCUGGGUGGAGGUGGGUGGGUGUUGCUCAAGCACAGGAGGGCUCUGGGAGUGACUGCUGCUCCCUGGGAAUCCCUUUUACCCGCUAUUCUCCUCUUCUGUUUUCUACCCAUUUCUAUUUAUAAAAGACACUCAAACUCCUGGCACUGCAGAGACAUAAAAUUGGCUAUUUUAAAGGAAAACUGCUUUGCCCCUGAGCCUGGGAGGAGAGGGCAAAGGGCAAUUCCCAAAUCCUCAGCCAGCAGCUGGGACAAGUGCAAGCCCCUGGGCAGAGGGUGGCAGCCCCGAGACCCCCACCCCCUCUCUGCUGGCACUGUCCUGCACCCCGGAGGAGGGGGCCGGGCCUGCCAUGCUCCCCAGACCAGAGCCAGACCCGUGCCGGGACUUUCUGGAUACUGCUCUAAGACUUCUUCCAGCAUCGAGGUUUCUCAAUAAAGAUGCUGAGUCAA